AUGCAGAGAGUAAUGUUAGGCCAAUCGAGCGUCCCUUUGUCGCCCAAGCGAAAAAGGCUUUCAGUGGGUUUCGGAGUGAAUGCAUCGGUACAGAUUCAUAAAACAGUAACACCACCUGCCAUCCAGCAACAACGAUCAAUAUCGACCCACAACGAUACGACCGUAGUGGCGCUCAACGAUGCAACUCCCAGCAAGAGGAAAAAUCUACACGAAGCACUUCUGAUGCGCCUCCUAUCGACGCCAAGCGAUGAGCCACUGUUCCGGCAGAACUCAACCGAAGCACCCGAAUCGCAACGUACGGCGGACGAAUCGUUCGAUAGUUGCCUAUCCGGUAGAAGCACACCGAUCGAGCUGGAUCUGCUACACCAAACGCCGGAUGCCAUGCGAUGCAAUACACCACCAGCCGCGGUUGCGGCGACAGAAUCAGCUGCUCCACCCAAUCGUCACAUGCAGCUGCUGAUGCGUGAUUUUAAUAGUCCUUCCGCGACGGCACGUUUGCGUGCCGUGCGUGCUUUAAAUUCGGUCUCGAAACGUAACGCGUACGGAAACUUUGAUAUAUCGUACGCCGAGCAGGACAUCAUUACGGCGGAGGAACGGCUUGCCCAGGAACAGCGCACGAUUCAGGACGUACUGAAAGACGUGUGUGUGUACGUAGAGGUACGCUCCGGUACGGACAAUCGUUCCGAAGGCAUAAAGGAACACAUCGCUUCCCUCGGGGCGAAAGUAAACGAGCGACUGUUAAGGGACACUACGCACGUCAUAUUCAAGGAUGGAUUGCUUUCAACGUACCAAAAAGCGAAAAAGAUGAACAUCCCGAUAGUCUCAAUUCUGUGGAUCGAAGCAUGCAAAAGGCACAACUGUCUGAUGAAUCCAAACGAUUUCAAAAUAUCCAACCUGGAACGGUACGAAAAUCCGGACCUCUUCAAACGUAUGCGGCGUCAAAAAUCGAUGCAACCCGGAGCAGAGGAAGCAGCCGGAGCAAAGAAGCGCCCAAAUGUCACCGGAAAGGCAAAGGCGGCAGCGGCUGUAAUAUCACCACCAUCGAAACUUCCGGUCCUUCAUCGGAUUCGCAAAGACGAUCGUUUGGAGCGUAUACUGAGUGAUUUUGAGGCAGAAAAUCAAAUCACCAGCUCUGGCGAAGGGCCGGUCGAUGAGUAUGACGAGCUAUUGCAGGCGGCACCGAUGCGUAUUUUGGAACGCUUCCGUUCAACCCCGACGCCGAUCGAUCGGGAAGAGGAGGAACAUCAAACGAACAGUACAACACCAAUCACCACCACCACCAACACAGAAACACCUCAGGCGAAUGGAAUUUCGACACGACGCGAACUGUUCGCUGGAUCAAAGUCUAUUACGCCGCGAAACCGACGCAAGACGGUCAUGUUUACCCCGCAAAUGAAGAACGUUCAGGAGGAGGAACCGAGCGUCGAUGAGACGCCCAAGCAAACUACGGUUCGAAAUCGACGCAAAACGAUUGUACAGAUGAAUGAGGAACCAGCCUCCACCGUAUCGGAAAAGUCGUCACACUCGAACCGACGCAAAACCAUCGUUCAGGAUGUGGAAGACAGCGGAACAACGGCUCGCACUGGUCGUACCCGUCGCAGCACAAUGAUCCUGAACGCUACCACAAAGGAAAAUCAAUCUAGUCUAACCGAGAAGACCGAUCUCAAGCAGGUGGAAGAUACCAAUCAUGCAACCGUUUUGUCAAAUCGUCGAAAAACUAUCAUUGCUGAUAAAGAUCCCGUACACACACCAGUGGCAAUCAGUGUUGCGAAUAAACGCUCACGUAGGAAAACGAUUGCGUUUGGAAAUGAGGAAAAUACACCACCAUUAUCGGCCAUUUCGAUGGAUAUUACGAAGACGCUUUCGAAGACACCCAAGAUUCCGGCACGUGAAACUAUCUGUUCACCGAAAGAUAUGGACAUGACUAGCGUACAUUCAAAAAACCAAACGAAUACUCGUGCUACGAACGAUCUGACGAAGGUGAACAGUAACGGAACGGUUAUAAGCAUUUCAUCGGAAGAGGGCAAUCAUCAUCGUCAGGUUCCGAACCGUCGUCGAACACUGUUCAUUCCUUCCGUCGAGAGUGCAAUGGAUGGGAUGGUUCAGGAUCUAAACGGAACAGUCCGAUCGUCGGUUGGUUCCUCCGCAGCGAAUCGACAUAAGACAAUAUUCCUCUCCACACCAAAAAACUCCACCCCAAUGGAACCGCUGGAGGUGACCGAAACACCUCCACCGGUUUCAUCACAAUCGCACGUGACCCAUGCCGAUGGCAGUAGUAUCGUUAAUCGCCCGAAUCCAACCUCCAGUUCGACACCAAUCCCAACAACACCAGUGCCGACACCGGCUACAAACGGCCGUAAAACGCUUCUCGAGCAGUACCAGGAUUCUCUAACUUUCAGCUCAACGCGUGCUCCGGAACGACGCCGCCGAACCGUUUUCGACAUCACGAUGGACAUAGUGGAUCACCGGCUGUCCGAGAUUAAUCGACAAGCGGCGGCAGUAGCAGCUUCCGCAACAAAAAAACCAGCUGUAAAUAAUCCGGUGGCGGUAGUGGCCAGUGCGGAAGCUGCACUAAAAUCACCUCCCUCGCAGCCAGAUCAUCAAACAUCCCUCGAUGCGUACUACCGGAAGGCGGCCAAAUCCUGUGAAAAAGCAACGCAAAAUGCGGCUGUGACACCGACUACUGAAGCGACGGCACCACGAAAGAGGAAACUGUUUAACGUACAGACGUCUGUCGACGAUGUGCCGGCAGUUAUUGCGAAACCAGCCCCAAAACGUCGCUCAUUGGCACCAGGAGCAGCAGCGACUACAGUUGAAGCAAACAAACGGCGUCGAACUACGACCCUAUUUGCUUCACCGAACGAUCCAACAGCAGCCGCUUCCCAGCGUACGGAGAAGGAAGAACAGAAGAAAAAACUGUUCCCUAUCGGACGCGGGCUGCCAACGAUGGCCUCACAGUAUACAGUUGGGGGCGGCGGCGGUGCUUCUUCCCAGCUAACUGGUCCGAGACAAUACUUGGCCACCACUAACCUGCACACCGAGCAGAGCACAUUCGUGAAGGAGGCCAUCGCACGGCUCGAUGGAUUCAUUGUGGAGGCAACGGUCACCGAUAACACUACCCAUCUCGUAACGCUCGAAUCCCGGCGAACGAUCAAUCUGCUCCGGGCGCUUAUCCGUGGCCUGUGGAUCGUACGCUACGAAUGGAUCGUUGAGUCAUUCCGGGCCGGCCGUUGGCUACCGGAAGAACGUUACGAGCUGAGCGAUUUUUCCCGUGCCGUACAGCUGAAUCGUAGCGAACGGCAAGCAUUCGGUAGCCAGUACCGUAACGAGCUGUACACGGAUUACGCACCGUUCUGGAUAUCGCCCCGUUGCCCCAUCCCGGGGCAGCAGCUGCGCGAGCUUAUUCUGCUGUGCCGUGGAAAGGUGACGGGUAGUGCGGCACGGGCAAAAUUUCUCGUGGUGGACCCAAACGACAAUGAUGCGGCACCGAUCGAGGGACAGAUUGUGGUUUCACCGGUAUGGAUACUGGACAGCAUUACCGUCAACAAGGUAAAGAAGCUGUCGAAGAAGUACCGAGUGGAGUGA
Molecule: messenger RNA, 3585 nt
Organism: Anopheles maculipalpis
Lineage: Eukaryota; Metazoa; Arthropoda; Insecta; Diptera; Culicidae
Product: mediator of DNA damage checkpoint protein 1
Exons: 4
Coding region: 1-3585 (1194 amino acids)
Biological process (GO): mitotic cell cycle
Source: RefSeq, a predicted model, not a curated record